AUGUUCAAUCCCUUCUCUGCACCGGCCUCUACACCUGGUCGUGGCACGAUUCACCUGGCCUUGCUCCCGCCCAACACACCGCGUCUACGCACAGUACAAUACCAGUAUCCGUUGAAGUUGGUUUCUCCUGCGCCAUUGAGGACGGAAAGCGAGGCGCAACAUCUCAUCCACACCGUCUACCUUCUCACCUAUGGCGGAGGUCUUGUUGCUGGAGAUUGCAUCGAUCUGGCAGUCAUUUUAGAAACCGCAACACGCCUUAUCCUCCUGACUCAAGGGAGUACCAAACUUUUCAAAUCUCCUAGUAGGAAUGUGGUGAGCAAGCRACGUAUGACGGUAGACGUGGCUCCAGAUUCGUCACUGUGCUAUCUUUCAGACCCAAUCCAACCUUUUGAGAACAGCUGUUUUGAGCAGCAGCAGAUCUACAACAUCACGGUUCCAUCCAGCUCCGAAUCAAAGCACGGGAGUCUGUGUGUGCUGGACUGGGUCUCCAAUGGUCGUCCGGCUAACGGCGAGAAUUGGUCUUUCCAUCGCUAUGCAAGCUGCAAUGAGAUCUAUCUAUAUGACUUUAACAAGGCUCGCCGGCUGCUUCUGCGCGAUAACAUGCUGCUCGACGAACAUUCUUCCGGAGGGACUGUCGCCCGAAAAAUGGUGGGAAUAGCCGUCUACGGUACAUUGAUCCUAUUCGGGUCGCUGUUCGCGGCCCUGGGACGUUUCUUUAUGGAAGAAUUCAAAGCUCUUCCCCGAAUAGGUGGGAGGAAGUGGGACAGUGGCAGUGAAAGCGGAGAUGAAGAGCUCGACCAUCUAGAGGCGCGCAGGACUAUAAGACAACGGACUGAAGCUGCGAAUGGCCUGCUCUGGUCAGCUGCAUCAGUACGAGACUGUGUCGUCGUCAAGUUCAGUGCACCGACACUUGAGGCUGCCCGAAGCUGGCUUUAUACCAUGCUGUCUGAGGAGCAGUCCGUUGUUGUUCAUUUCGGCGAGCGCGCUCUGCUGUGCGUUCGAUGA
This is a messenger RNA of Ramularia collo-cygni, 1005 nucleotides long. Its product is annotated as related to urease accessory protein UreD. The record is from RefSeq and is a predicted model, not a curated record. NCBI's taxonomy places the organism in Eukaryota, Fungi, Ascomycota, Dothideomycetes, Mycosphaerellales, Mycosphaerellaceae. Bases 1 to 1005 code for a protein of 334 amino acids. Gene Ontology annotation, molecular function: nickel cation binding. The transcript has a single exon.